This is a messenger RNA of Dromiciops gliroides (monito del monte), 765 nucleotides long. RefSeq names its product outer dense fiber of sperm tails 3 (gene CIMAP1A). Lineage: Eukaryota; Metazoa; Chordata; Mammalia; Microbiotheria; Microbiotheriidae. Bases 1 to 765 code for a protein of 254 amino acids. Gene Ontology annotation, cellular component: outer dense fiber; cytoskeleton. The record is from RefSeq and is a predicted model, not a curated record. The transcript has 6 exons.
AUGACUGAAGAUCUAUGGGUGGGCUCCUGGCGGCCCCACCACCCUCGGGGACCCAUCAUGGCUCUGUACACCAGCCCGGGCCCCAAGUACAUGAUCCCAGGAACCACAGGGUUUGUGAAACACACCCCAACCAAGCUGAGGGCCCCAGCCUACAGCUUCCGCGGGGCCCCCAUGAUCCUGACUGAGAACUACUCCCCUGGGCCCCGCUACAGUGUGAAUCCCAAGAUGCUCCGGACGGGCAAGGACUUGGGCCCUGCCUACUCUAUCCUGGGGCGCUACCAGACCAAAACCAUCACGACACCAGGCCCUGGAGAAUACUCUCCAGAGAAAUCCAUCAAAUAUGUAUUCAACUCAGCGCCCAGUCACUCCAUCUCUGCCAGGACCAAGUCCUUCCGUGUGGAUAGCACUCCAGGUCCAGCAGCCUACAUGCUGCCGAUGGUGAUGGGGCCGCACACAGUGGGCAAAGUCUCCCAGCCCUCCUUUUCCAUCAAGGGCCGGAGCAAGCUGGGUGGAUUCAGCCAGGACCUUCACAAGACCCCAGGCCCUGCUGCAUACCGACAGACCGAUAUCCAGGUAGUCAAGUACAAGGCCCCACAGUACACCAUGGCUGCCCGAAUCGAGGCAGUCGGAGACAAGACGAUGAAGCCAGGCCCAGGCGCUCACAGCCCAGAGAAGGUGACAAUGAACAAACCCACUGCCCCCCUGCUCAGUUUUGGAAUCAAGCAUUCAGACUACAUGACGCCUCUCAUACUGGAUGUGGAGUAG